AUGACCCAUCGCAUCCCUCGAACUCUCCUCCUGACCCUCGACGCCUUCGGCACAGUCUUCCACCCCCGCCACCCAGUCCCAGAACAAUACGCCGCAGCCGCGCACGCCUUCGGCCUCCCCCGCGCAACCAUCACCCCCGACCGCCUCAAAGCAGCCUUCAAAUCAACCUUCAAGAAACAGUCGCAAGCCCACCCAAACUACGGCCGAGAUGAUGUCCUGCGCGGCCGCUAUGGCGGGCCACGGCAGUGGUGGGAGGAGGUCAUCCGGGGGAGUUUCGCGCAGGCUCUGACGUCAACGGGGCAGGGCAGCACCGUCGACGUCGCGGUGCCCGAUGCGCUGGUGUCGCAUCUUCUGGACCGCUUCGCGGGCCGCGAGGGGUACGUGCUUUUCGACGACGUGGCCCCGUUCCUUGCGGUGAUGCGGGCGGUUAAGAGCCGGCGGCGGGGGCUCGGUCCGUUUGAGCGUGUGCUUGUGGGUGUGAUUUCGAAUUCGGAUGAUCGGGUUCCUGCGGUGCUGAGGGCGUUGGGGUUGACGGUGGGUGAUGUGCGGGCUGACCAGGGGGUGGAGAGUAUGCGGUUGCCUGGGUUUGAGGAGAGGGAUGCGGCGGUUGGCUCUGGGGGCAGGGAUGCGUCUACGAUAGAUCAAGUGGAUGAUGUCGAUUUGGUGAUUACCAGCUACGAGGCGGGAGAGGAGAAGCCGAGUCGGGUCAUCUUUGAUGUGGCGAGGAGGCAGGCUGGACGCUUGCUUGGAGACGAGGGCGAGUCUGGCGACGACUGGCUUUGUGUCCAUGUUGGGGAUGACUUUGACAAGGACUAUCAGGCUGCCUUGAAUGCUGGGUGGGAUGGCUACUAUCUUCCUCGAGGGGAUGUCGCUCGGGACACGCAAGGUAACAAGAUUAUCCACUCGCUUAUGGAUUUGAUUCCAGAGCUCGAAGCAUACAGAUGA
Aspergillus thermomutatus is the source of this 945-nucleotide messenger RNA. RefSeq lists its product as uncharacterized. Bases 1 to 945 code for a protein of 314 amino acids. The transcript has a single exon. NCBI's taxonomy places the organism in Eukaryota, Fungi, Ascomycota, Eurotiomycetes, Eurotiales, Aspergillaceae. The record is from RefSeq and is a predicted model, not a curated record.